Messenger RNA from Ochlerotatus camptorhynchus, 1017 nucleotides. RefSeq lists its product as uncharacterized. Bases 271 to 576 code for a protein of 101 amino acids. The transcript has 2 exons. Lineage: Eukaryota; Metazoa; Arthropoda; Insecta; Diptera; Culicidae. The record is from RefSeq and is a predicted model, not a curated record.
UAUCUCGAGCAACUGUUUGGCGAUCGCUGGCGGAAAGCGAGACCAAACGCCCGAGGACCAGGUGGAGUUGACGGUGGCGAGGACCUCCGUGGCCACUCCUGUCAACAGUUGCAACAACAACAACAACAACAACAGCAAGAACAACAACAACAACAACUACAACAACAACAGCAAGAACAGAAACAGCCGCAGCUGUCUCGACAGCCGCAGCUACAGCAGCAGGACAGUGCCAGUAGCCGGGAAGGCCGGCGAAGUAGUGUGGUGCACCGGAUGCAAAGCAUCACCGGUAGCAGUGUACUCAGCGGAAGUGGUGGCAGCAGUGGAGGAGUUCUGGAUAGUGGAGGUCAUGACGAUGUGGAGGGAGAACUCUGUGGCAGUACCACAGCCACGGCCGGGAGUUCUACCAGUAGCUAUGACGGUGUCAGUGGGGUUGGUGCUAGUGGUGGCAGCAGGCUGCAGCAGGGUGGUUCGAGAAAGCGAAAGUCCCGCAUCACGUACGAUCGGGAGCAAGGUGUCCGGUACUACCGAGGUACCGCAACGACCGACAUCAACGAUUGUGAUUGCGAAGACAUCUGAAGACGAGCCGUGUCUGUGCGGCGUGGCACAGAGUGACGACUACGUUUGACGAGUGCAUGUGAGAGGGAAUAAAACACAAACGAAUCAACUGUGAAAAUAUCGAAGCUGUGAACGUUAAGUUUUGUGCAAAGAUUUAUGUUUUCUAACGUACGCACCCCCAUCACCAACAUCAUCACCCUCAUCAGCAUCAACCUCGAUGUCUCUGUGUUCCAGUACAACAUCGUCGGAGGUCUCUUCAUCCUAAAUGUUAGGCGAGGGGAAGAGAUAGUAAUUAAGUAAUCUAUAACGAUUCAACCAAGAACGAAAAGGCGCCGUUUCCACGCUUAGAGAGUAAGGUAAGUCUUCACCGGGGAUGGGAUUAGGACGUAACGAAAGAGCGGAGACACAGCAACUGUUCCGGUUACCUUAAACCAGUAGAGUAAGUACAGAUUUUCGUAUUUA